Messenger RNA from Tetranychus urticae (two-spotted spider mite), 670 nucleotides. The record is from RefSeq and is a predicted model, not a curated record. Lineage: Eukaryota; Metazoa; Arthropoda; Arachnida; Trombidiformes; Tetranychidae.
AUGAAUUAUUUUCCACUGAUUAGUACUUUCUUUAUACAAAUAAUUUUUGCUUCGGCAGAAUUAAGUUCAGAAAGACCCAAGUGUGAAGAGAUUACUGUACCUAUGUGUAGAGGUAUUGGUUAUAAUAUGACCUCUAUGCCCAAUCAAUUUCAUCAUGAAAAACAAGAUGAAGCUGGAAUGGAAGCUCAUCUUCCGCUUGUGGAAAUUUCUUGUUCGGAUGAUCUGAAACUUUUACUUUGUUCCAUGUAUACUCCGAUUUGUAUGGAAGAUUAUCCGUGUAGACUACGUUCAGUCUGUGAAAGAGCACAUGCAGGUUGUGCCGUAAUUAUGUUAACAUAUGGCUUUCCAUGGCCUGAAUCGAUGGAUUGUAAUAAUUUUCCAGUUUAUCCAGGAGCUCCUGAACAACUUUGUAUGGAUCAGAAAAAUGGUGAAACACCUGGACCCGUAAAGCCACUUAAACCGUCAAAUCUAUCACCACUCUAGCCGUCAACAACAGCAUCUUAUUACCCGUUAUCAACUUUAGCAACUUCAACACUUAACUCUAUUCCCAAUAAUUCAGUCAAAAAUUCUGCUUCACCUGGAGCGCGAUAAUGCCCUUGUAACUGUAGGCCGCCAAUUAUUCCGAUUAAUAUUCAAAACGAUUAUUACAAAAACAUCAACAAUGGAGGAA